Messenger RNA from Mugil cephalus (flathead mullet), 5030 nucleotides. It is a transcript of the gene pbxip1a, whose product is annotated as pre-B-cell leukemia homeobox interacting protein 1a. The coding region runs from base 634 to 3144 and encodes 836 amino acids. The transcript has 11 exons. The record is from RefSeq and is a predicted model, not a curated record. Lineage: Eukaryota; Metazoa; Chordata; Actinopteri; Mugiliformes; Mugilidae.
UCCAGGGCAGCGCUCACACAAGAAGUUGUAUUAUUAUAAACCAAGGAGAAGGAGCAUCACCUGCCACUUUCACCUGCGGGCAUCAAUCACGCUGGGACGUACGUCGCUUUCCUGACACGACACUUUUAUCUGAUUGGCCGGAGCGUGGUUUAGGGGCGGGCUCUGCGUGGCCUUCGCUGAAAUCCCAUUGGCCGAGAGCCGCCUUGGUCGACGUGACGCAGCUUGGAAUUCCCAAAGUUCCCAAGUUCACGGGAAGAGAGGAGCGUUGUUCAUUUUUAUAAAACAAAACGAGUAGAAGGGAGAAAACAGCCAGCGACUGAAGUUUAAGCAAGUUGGGUAAAUAAAACGCCUUCUUUUGGUUUUAAUUUGAUACAGCCGAGCGUGUGUGCGGAGCGCUUGCUAACAGCUGGGCCUGAGUGAAAACGCGGAAGAGUGGGAGUGGGAAUAUUCAGCCUACCAUCCUUUGUUUACCAUCAUGACUGAGCCUUCAAUUUGGUUGCUACAAGAGCAGUAGCCCCCGAAAUUGGCCUCUUAGGUGUGCAAAAGUGAAGCUCGGCGCGCAUAGUGUUGCAGACAGGAUAUCGCAAAGCUGAAUCGGUCCCGUGCGGUGCCAAAUCGAGCCUGACGAGGGCGAUGUCUGACCACAGCAACAGCACGGGCAGCACCGGCUCCUCAACCAACAGCUGGACCCUCCUCUCCCCCGAGGAAGCCGCCAUUGAGAAUGUCGGACCCGUGGAUGACGGGACAGAGAGCCUGGGCGACGUCCCCAGUCUCUCCGAGGAGCUGGCAGGAGCCGCUGCCGAGUUCAAACCGGGCGACAUUCCUGUAGAAACUGUUCUGUCUGAGGAAGGCCAUCAGGUUUGUACACAGUUAACUGCUGCAUGCAGAAAUCCAGACAAGGUGUGUCAAGAAACCUCCCCAGAGUCAAGCGAGGGUCCCAUCCCGUCUAGCCCAGCCAGGAUGAGCCCUCCUCCACCUAACCCCCUCGACCCUCUUGACCUCGACCUCGAGAGUCAACCUCCAAUCAUCCACGAUAUCGUGACCAGCUCCCCCAGCGACAACGAGCACCUGGGUGCCAUGCCGUUUGUCACCAACAUGGAUUUGGGGGCCCAGCUGGACAUUCAAGCUGAGGAGUCCUGCUCAGCUCCUCCAGUGACUGAGAUCCCUGCCUCUGUAGAACACGUGCUAGACACGGCUGCUGAAGUUGGCCCGAGUCCUGCUGGGGAGAGCCGUGCUUUCAGCGCUGAACCCGAGGUUGACAUCCCCACAGAGACCCUUACAGCCACUGAGCUUCCCUCUCAUGUUGAGGCUGAUACAAGUUUUAUUCCAGAGAACACUGAGCCACUAAGCCAGGUCCCCGAGAGCUUGGUGGCAGAACAUCUCAAUGACCAAAGUCCUGCGCCAGAGACUGUUGGUUCAGUGGAGGCGGAGGAGGAGGAGGAGGAGGAAGAGGAGGAGGAGGAGGCAACUAAGCCGUCUGAGACACUGGUGGAAGGUGAAGGAGAGGAGGAAGAAGAAGAAUUACCUCUGUCGGAGCCACCAGGCGGUUUCGAUGUGGGCGACACGAGCGGCUUUGACGAUGGGCUGAGGAGGAGGAACGUGCCCUACUUCGAAGGACCAAGACCGAGGACAUCGGACGAGGAAGAUGAGGAAGAGGAAGUGGAAUUUAAAAUGGCGGAAAGGCAGGAGGAAAAGCCGUGGUUGUCCAUGAACAAAUGCAUCGUGGCGGCUCUGGUCCUGCUCUUCUUAGGUUCCCUGUUUCUCUCAGGUUUCCUCUCUGACCUGGAUAAUGGUGACUUUGACGCCUCUGAGCUGAGUGAUGGAGAACAAAGCCAGGACUGGCUUAGCGGUGAUCCACAGGAUAUGAAAGAGCUAUUGGAUAAACUGACGCAGGAAAACCAGCAAAUCACUCAGCUAGAAGCCCAGCUACGGUCUCAGAAAGAAGAACUUGACGCCACACUGGAGGCAGCGGCAGCAAGUGGCGAUGAAAAGGGUAAAGCAGAUUUGGAAAGAGAAAACGCAAAGUUGAAAGAGGAGCUGUCAUCUCUACCUGAGCUGAAGCAAGAGCUGCAGAGUCUGAGGUCCAGGGUGACCGAACUCAGUCAGCUCCAAGCUGAUCAGGGAGUACUCCCGGCUCCUUCUAGUUCAUCCUCCCAGCCUGAUACCAAAGAUGACCAGAGUAACCGGAAAGCGGCUGGACCAGAGAGGAGGAAGGACGCAAACGAGGGAGCGAAGCUGAAAGAAGAACUCCACCGGCAGAAGGUUCUUUUGGAGGAGAGCAAGAAAAGGCUGGAGGGGAUGAAAAAAGAUGGAGGAGACAGAAAACAAGUCAGGGACAACUUGGAGGAGAUCCAGAAGAAACUCUCAGAGCAGGUCGAGAGGUGGGGGAAGAAGAAGGAGCCGCAGGACUCCAAGUGGAAGGGGAACAAAGGCAAAAACAACCAGCGGGACCACCACAAGAAAGAGGAGAAGAAGGAGUGGCGAGGAGAGAAAGAAUGGAAGCACGGCAAGGAGGAGAAGAAGGAGAAGGAGUGGAAGUCUCAGAAACAAAACUCCCACAAAGAAGCCUGGAGGAAACACCAGGAUGAGUGGGAGAGGAAGAAGGGCGAGCGCAGAGUGGACAGGGAGGAGAGGAGGAAGGAGAAACCGUGGCACAGCCCGCCGGGUAAAAACUCCCACGGGCCUCAUCAUCAGCACCAACAUCACCACCACCACCACCAGCACCGACAGGCUCACCAGCACCACCACAACGACUUCUGGAGAGACCAGGAGCAGAAGCUCCAACGCAACGUGCGCCCCCAGCUCGGCUGCACCUCUGUGGAGGACUGCGCCGCCAAGGAGGGGCUCUACCCGGUGGAGCUGUCCGAGUUCGAGGAGCUGCUGGAGGGCUACCUGAGCAAGCUCGAAGGCUCCUCGUCCGAGAGCAAGGACAAGAUCAGGAAGCUGACCGAAGACUUCUUCGAGGGCGGCGUGUUCAUCCACGACCGGGUGCGCUUCAGCGACUUCGCCGAGGACGUGGCGGACAUCCUGGAGGACAUGGUGGACGUUGUGGAGGGCAACGGGCAGGAGGACGAUGACUCCCUGGAGGAGGCCAUGGAGGAGUUUGAACGAGAGGCGCUGUGGAAGUUCGCCGCCACAGCUUAAAGACACACGGAGGGAAGGGGUGAAGAUACAGCACAAGUGGUGGUUUUAUAGGACAUUUCUUGCCUAACUUCUCGUCUUCGGAGCUGUAAUUGUAGUCGCUUCUGGUACAGAGUGGUUGUGCCUCUCAUAAAUGUAUCCCUCUGAGUCUCUAAUUAUAAGCUACACUUGUAUUUGUCAUUUUUGACUUAGUUGUUGUUACCUACCUCUGUCAGGUCAGGCCUCCUGCAGUAACGUGUUGUGUGAAUUCUCCUCCGCUGUUUAGUACUUCACAUAGUGCAUGUUACGGUCCAUAAUGUAAAUUUAAACUGAUUAUAUUCAGAUCACAAAGAACCGGGUCUUAAGGAGAUGGCAUUUCCAAAUUAUCCUGCUAAUCGACACUCAGCAGUACAAGCUGUGAUUAAUAGAAAACAUGUGUAAUUGGCUGUUAAAUUUAUUUAUUUUAUUUUUUUUUUCACACUCCAGGGAAAGUUAAAACAAAUUUUUUGCUGAGGCCAUUUGCCUCAAGUCGGGUGUGACUGUCCAGACCCUGCCGAUGAGAUCACAGUUGUUUCAGUGAUAAGUAUCAGAUCAGGUUAGACCAGUUUGGUUUCAGCUGCUCUUCGGUAGAAAUGGACAGGAAAAAGAAGGACUGUGGACCGUUUGAUAGCCCGAAGCGUUUGGCUUUUACAUUUCAAAAGACCUUAAACUGUCAGUAGGCAGCAGAUGUGUGGAACAACCAGAAGGUACUCUGUGAAACAUCAGCGCUGCUAAAAAAAACAAACAAGUAAAUAAAAAUUAAAUGAAGCAAUAGGACAAAGAGAUAGCCAUAGUUAAAUUGAUAACAGCUAAACCACUUUAGCACUUUUUUCAGACGUUUGAGAGACAUUUUCUCACUUUUCAUUUCUUUUUUCUUUAGUUGUCUCUAAUAUUUUUUUUAUUUUUUUUAUUUUAAAUAACGGGGACCUCUAGCGUCUGCUUUUACUGGGGAUGUGAGGCUCUUAGUGGUCAGUGAUCUUCAGUAAUUCACCAAAAUGAGAUUAGAAACCAAACCAGUAUUUUCUUCUUUAUUUGCUUUUCAUUUGUUUUCCUCACAAGUAAAUAAUAACCUGAUGUGCACCGAGGUGAGUUAGGUGUAGUUUUUUGGACAGUAAUUAGCGUUGCAUUGCAUAUUAUACCGUUAAAAGAAAAAAAAACCCAUAGGAGCUUUACUUUUAAUGUAGAAAAACUUGUUUUUGUCUUUUACUUUUUCAUUCUAGUAGAAUCCACUGAUUCCCUCUUAGUGGAUGUGAAGUCAGAAAAGACAGAUAGUGAUUGUUCUAAUCGAAAGAAGCUUUGGAGUGUUUUAUUUAUUCUGUCACUACACUGCAACUCUCUACUCUUAUUUUUAACGAGAAGAAGCCCAGACCACGUCCCAGGACAGACCACGUGGAGACUUUCAGAAAUUUAGCUUUUCAACUGCUGCUUAUGUGCCUUUAUGAUUAUUACUAUCUUAGAUUGGACUGAAGGUCUUUGAUUUAAGAUUAAGAAGACAACAAGUUUACACUACUUGGGAUCUUACUGCUGUUCACAGGGCAGGGGAUGAAUGUCGUAGAGUUUACACGUUAAGUGUCCGACUAAUUUUCGUUCAACGUUCUCUGCUGUUUGUAGAGGUGAAGUGUUUUUUCUUUCUGAAGGUUUCUAGACCAAAGGGGUGGAAAAGAAAGCAUGCUGUAAUCUCAACAUAAUGAAGCACGUGCAGUUAACAAAACUUUAAUCAAUAUUUGAGUUUUUUUUUUUUUUUGUCUUUGUGGGACAACAGUAGGGCUCGGCUCAGACAUGGAUGUAAUUGAUCCUUGAAUCAUUUGUAAUUUCUCCCAUUAUCAGUUGUGUCCUCUUUUAAGAAAUCAAGUUCAAUAAAAUUUUUCAAC